Molecule: messenger RNA, 1786 nt
Organism: Brassica rapa (field mustard)
Lineage: Eukaryota; Viridiplantae; Streptophyta; Magnoliopsida; Brassicales; Brassicaceae
Product: putative F-box protein At1g58310
Source: RefSeq, a predicted model, not a curated record
AUGCUGCAUGUUAACUAUUUAUAUUAGGUUUCUUUCAAAUCAAUAGUUUGAUUAGACUGACAUAGCUAGAUUAGACUAUUGAAACUAAUACUCUGAACUCAUAGAGAAUCUCAUCAUCAUCAUCAUCCCAGAAGAUCUUAUGACUUGACAACACUCCAAAAAAAAAUCUAGCAUUGAAAAAAUCACCCAUCACGCCAAAACCAAAAAAAAAAACUAAUCUUCAUUUUUUGCUUAUAAAUUUCUUUAAUACAGUUCCUAAAUUCAUAAACACUAAGCUGCUUUUUUGGCUUUGGUGGCCUCUGCUUCUUUCUUUAACCUCAAGUAAAGUUUCUUCUCUGCUUCUAUUAUUCUUUGUUCUUCCAUAUUAUGUUAAAGAGAGAUACCUAUGCUCAUGUUUAAUUCUUACCUUGAAGCUCAUUUUCUUUGUUCAGGGUGUAAGUGGUGAUAGUUAUACAAACCAAAGAUGAAUCUUGAAUUUGAUGACUCAAUCAGGAUGCAUCCUGGAGUGAGAAGACAAGAACGGGACAAGAUUCGCAGACUUUUUAUAAAACAUGUCGAUAGUAAACUGGAUUUACACAGGAAUGCUCCUUUAAACAGACUCUCCAUCAAGUGCAAAGAUGACGUUGGUCCAGCUCCUGUCAUUCGUUGGAUAAGCAAAGUUCUGAACCGUCAUGUUACAGAACUUGUUCUAAACAUCUCUUCUCAUUGGUCUUGGCCUCUCUCUUCCGAGGUUGAUUCGAGUGUAACAAUGUGUCAAGAAUUUUGGGAAUCUUGCUCCAUAUCUAGCAUUACCCUCAAGAGACUAACGUUCCGGUUUAAACAAAUGGUUUAUGAUAAUCCAAAGAGUGUAUCGUUUGAUACUCCAAAUCUUGUCUACUUUGAGUAUUCUGAUGCUAUUGCAGAUACCUAUCCAAACGUGAAUUUUCCUUUACUUGUUGAAGCUAGUCUCGAUCUGCGAAUGACUCAUGAACAGAUCGGUCAGGCUAAACUUUCAGACGAUGAUAUAGCUAAAGAAAAAGAGGGAACUAUGGUUGGGAAUGCAACGGUUCUUCUUAUGGGAAUAUGCAAUGUUAAGAAGCUUUGCUUAUCUGACAACACUCUUGAGGUUCUUGCUUUCUGCUGCAAACCAAUGCCGGUUUACAACAACCUCGUUCAUCUAACUAUCAAGACUCACCCAAAUGUAGAAUGGGAAUCACUGACUGCACUUCUCAAGAACUGUCAAAAUCUUGAAACUCUUGUCUUCGAAGGACUUCUCCAUAGAUAUGGAAUGAAUUGUGGAAGUGGAGAGUGCCUAUGCAAACCAUGGGAGGAGGAGGAGGUUCCUACUUGCUUAUCAUCAAGUCCUGUGAAGAUCCUUGAGAUAAUGAAGUUUGGAGAUAUCUGUGAAGAUGAGGACAUGGAUAAAAUGAUGGAGCAAGUUGAGUACUUCCUUGAGACGAUGCCAAAUCUUGAACAACUCAUAAUACACUAUGAGACGGAUAUUGAUGAAGAUGUGGUGGAAGUUUUAAGCCAGUUUCAGAUGGUUUCUAGAGAAGGAUUAAGCAAGUGUAAGAUUCAAGUCAUCUCUGAUAACCUCAACUUGUCAUCUACUUAAGCAUCUUCGUGGUUUCUUAAGUUGGUAUUGGAUUCACUCAUGCUUCUUUCUACCGUUUCAAAGACAUGAGUGUGUCUCGGCUUUAUGUUUGUAAUAGUAUCUAAUGACUUGUUUUGUUUAUGGUCUUGAUGGUCAGACCACAACUCAAUGUAUUAAUUUUUCAGUUAAUGUAUUAAGUUUUAGUUUGUCUUU